AUGGCAUGGCCCGGCAGGAUGCUGGGCUACCUGGCGGGCGUCUUCGCCCACAUCGUGCGCUGCCUGUGCGGGCGCCGGCCGCCGAUCGACGACUCCGAGCGCGAGGAGCUGCUGGUUGGGGAGGGCGGCGCGGUCGGCGCGGGCCGGCGGCAGACGGUGGUGGUGAUGCGCCACGGGCACAGGAUCGACGAGAGCGACGAGGGGUGGGUGGGGCGGGCUGAGCGCCCGUGGGACCCGCCGCUGAGCCCCGAAGGAGUGGCGCAGGCUCGGGAAGUGGCGGCCUCGCUCCGGGGCCUGCAAUUCGACUAUGUGGUCUCGUCGCCCUUCCAGAGGUGCCUGCAGACCAGUGCUCAGAUUUUGCCACAGCUGGGCCUGUCACUGGACCAGCUGCUCAUCAACUGCCAAAUAGGAGAGGUAUUCAGUCCUAGGGUUAUGAAUGGUGGAUUUUCGGGCCUCCCAAAGGGCCCCCUUGAGAACUGGAUGUGGCAAGGAGAGGCAGUGUCCGAUGUCGUCCAGAAAUUUGUGAAAUCAGAGCCUGCACUGGAGGGCAUUUCUGGCAGCCCAGUGAUCCUGCCGCUUCGGCUGCCCACCCAAUUUGAGACCAUUGGGGAGGGACACAAGAGAUAUGCAAGGGAGCUAGAGUGUAUCCGGGUGGCCGUGAACUCUGUGCUACCAAACGUUACUGUCUACGAGAGCCGCCACACAGGGUUCGUGACCAAGUUUCGGUCGCAGGGCAGGCGGGCCCCCAGGGCCUCGCGUGAGGCCCGCGCAGGCAGCGCCACCUGGAGCGACUGGGAGCUCGUCACGAAGUCAGGGACGAGCGGCGUCUCCUGGCUAACGUAA
Ostreobium quekettii is the source of this 843-nucleotide messenger RNA. NCBI's taxonomy places the organism in Eukaryota, Viridiplantae, Chlorophyta, Ulvophyceae, Bryopsidales, Ostreobiaceae. The record is from the annotation of a GenBank genome assembly.